AUGAACUUGAGUCCUCAUAUUUACAACCUGAACCCUUGCCUCUCUCUCUCUCUCUCUCUCUCUCUCUCUGUGGCGUCGAGACCCAAAAACAAGCGUUUCCAUGUCCUCCAUGAUCAUCUAACAAAAGGGUCGUCACGAAUUUUCAUGGAAUUUUCGGUUGAUGGUGAUGUUAGUGGCGAGGUGGUAGGAAGUUCUGCUGAGCUAGAAAUUAGUAGAGCAGGUGAUGAAAAUGAGACAGGUGGAAGUUCUAUUGAAGGAGCAUUCCAACUGGGUCAGGAUGAUAAAAUGAAUCAAGAUUCCCCUGGAAAGGAUAUAAUUCCACAAGCAGUUCCAGUUGUGUCAGUGGUUCCAGCAGAUGAGCCAUAUGUGGGUCAAGAGUUUGAAACCGAAGCAGCUGCGCAUGCAUUUUAUAAUGCAUAUGCCACUCGUGUGGGAUUCAUAAUUCGUGUAAGCAAACUCUCUCGAUCAAGGCGUGAUGGAUCUGCCAUUGGUCGUGCACUUGUAUGUAACAAAGAGGGUUAUAGAAUGCCUGACAAGCGCGAAAAAAUUGUAAGGCAGAGAGCAGAGACCAGGGUCGGUUGCAGGGCAAUGAUUUUGGUGAGGAAAGUAAGUUCUGGUAAAUGGGUCGUUACAAAAUUUGUAAAGGAGCACACUCAUCCUCUGACACCUGGGAAAGGUCGAAGGGAUUGCAUAUAUGAUCAAUAUCCGAAUGAACAUGACAAGAUUCGGGAACUAUCUCAGCAGCUGGCCAUAGAGAAAAAGCGUGCUGCUACCUAUAAAAGACAUCUCGACCUAAUAUUUGAGCACAUUGAAGAGCACAAUGAGAGUCUUUCAAAGAAGAUCCAACACAUAGUAGAGAGUGUGAAGGAGAUCGAAGGCAAAGAACAGCAACAACACAGAUAG
Messenger RNA from Prunus armeniaca (apricot), 903 nucleotides. The record is from the annotation of a GenBank genome assembly. NCBI's taxonomy places the organism in Eukaryota, Viridiplantae, Streptophyta, Magnoliopsida, Rosales, Rosaceae.